CAGCAUGCUAUCGCCUUGAAGCGCACUGCAUGGCGAAGGAUGUGGUGAUGCGGUGGAUGCCGUAUUCCACAACAUCCCACAUCGCCGUGCGGGGGGAAUUAAAACGACUGGGAUCGAAAUGACACACGAGUUCCUUAGAAACAGAGCCUGCGCGUGUGUUUUUUUUUUUGUUUUUGUUUUUUUCUUGUGUAAUUAACUGGACGCGUUAAAGGCGAGACGAUUAUGUCCCCCAGGUCCUAGCGAAGGGAUGUCCACGACUGCAACAGCGCCAAACUAAAAGAGGGGGGAGGAGGGCCGAAAAAAAAAGGCAUGAAAAUAUGGUGAGCUUGCGCGAGAUCCUCUUCAUGGGCACAGCGGGUCUCUAGGAGCUAAAGGAGCCUGGUCCCCCAGUGGAGAUGUGUUUGGCUCUGUUUGACAUGCCGCUGACGUCUUCACCACCCCGCAGACUCUGAAUUAUGGGUAACGUGGAGAGCCAGUGUGGCAGCCAUAGUUUCUACGGCGACCGGAAUCGUCAGCUCUCCCGGAAGCGCGUGUCCCGAUCCUUGCGGUUGUCUGGGAAGCAGUCGUACCACUCCCGCCAUGGCGCGUCCGGAAAGCCAGAGCACCGCAACUCGGAGACGAGCACGCGCUCGAGCAGCACGCCCAGCAUCCCGCAGUCGCUGGCAGAACACGGCCUGGAGCCGUUCAAUGACGCCGAUGCCCUUCCGGACUUCAGCGGCACAAUCUGGGUGGACCGGGUGGCCAUGAACCUGCGGCCAAUGCCCUUCCACGCCGAGACAGGCGCCCCCCUGGCCACAGGCCUCACCGCCGACCGCGAGCGGAGCGCCGACCAAGAGCCGGACGGCUCCGAGCCACUAGGGGGAGCCACCUCCCUCCAGCCCACCCAGGACGGGCCCCGACAGGACAGCGACAACUUCCUUAAGAAGCGCUCCAAGUCGGCAGACAUGUGGAGGGAGGACUCACUGGAGGUGUCUCUGUCCGACGGGAGCAUGGAGCACCUGACGAGCACGGAGGAGAUCGCUGCUGUGGCCGAGCAAGGCCACGCCCCCGACGCCACCCGAGCCAGCUCAUUGGAUGAGCUGUACGGGCCACAGAGCCCGGCGGGUCGCCCAACUCACUUGCGCUACGUGAAGCGCCACAAAGGCGGCGCUGUAAUGGGGGACGGUGACGAGGACAAGAUGCUGUCACUGUGCGAAGAUGAUGGCGCCGCCUACGGAGCCUUUACUCUGCCCUGUCGCCGAUCCCACUGUCUGUCAGAGGGACUGACCAAUCACCAGGGAGCCAUGCAAGGGAGGCGGGCACAAACCAUACAGGACGUCACAGCGGGGGACGGUAGCGAGCUGGAGGAAAGUGGGCUCGAUGGGCUGAUUGGAGAGAGCGAGGGGUCCCAGCACCUCCACUCCCGCCGUUACAAGGCCAUGUCCACCUCCUUCUCUGCGUACUCCACGCCAGCAGGGGGCGCCUUUGCCGGCAGUGACAGCGGCAGCAGCAGUGGAGCUGGGCCUGGAGAAGGAGUGCAGGGGGUGUAUGAGAACUUCCGGCAGGAACUGGAGCAGAGCGCGUGUGAGGCGGAGCUUCCAGAAGAGCAGGUGUCAGCUCUGAGCGACGAGCAGAGCAGCGUCACCCUGAGCUCGGCCUAUCACACGGAGCCACUGCUGGGACUGGCCUAUCACACGGAGCCACUGCUGGGACUGGCCUAUCACUCAGAGCUUGGCAUAGCCGCCGCCCAGGGCAGCGUGCGGAAGGCUGGCCGCCUCACUGUCAAGAACCUGCUCGUGCACAAGAAGAACAAAAAAGUGGAGCUCGCCGCCCGUCGCAAGUGGAAAAGCUACUGGGUCUCCCUGAAAGGAUGCACUCUUUUUUUCUACGAGACGGACGGGCGAUCCGGGAUCGAUCACACCAGCGUCCCCAAGCAUGCUGUUUGGGCCGAAAACAGCAUCGUGCAGGCUGUUCCGGAACACCCCAAGAAAGACUUCGUUUUCUGCCUCAGCAACUCAAUGGGUGAUUCCUAUCUUUUUCAGACGUGUAGCCAGACGGAGUUGGAGAACUGGGUCACGGCGAUCCACUCUGCAUGCGCGGCGGCUUUUGCUCGGCAGCAUCGCCGUGACGACACCACGCGGCUCCUGCGCUCCGAGCUCCGCAAGCUGGAGCAGAAGAUUGACAUGGAUGAGAAGAUGAAGAAGAUGGGAGACAUGCAGCUGGCCUCUGUCACCGACACCAAGAAGAGGAAGACAAUCCUGGAGCAGAUCUUCCUUUGGGAACAGAAUCUGGAGCAGUUUCACAUGGAUCUAUUCCGCUUCCGCUGUUACUUGUCCAGCCUGCAGGGCGGCGAGCUUCCCAACCCCAAGCGCCUCCUGGCCUUCGCCUCUCGUCCCACCAAGAUGGCCAUGGGCCGCCUGGGCAUCUUCUCCGUCUCCUCCUUCCAUGCUCUGGUGGCAGCACGUACAGAAAGUGGUGUUCGCAGGCGGGCUCACGCCAUGUCACGCUCCACCAGCAAACGCAAGAGCCGCUUCUCAUCACUGUGGGGGCUGGACACCAACUCCAAGAGAAGGAGUAAAGCGCACCCCAGUAUCGAGCAGGUUUUCGCAGAAGGGGAAGAGCCAAUGAAGAGCGCUCUGGAGGGCAUGUUUGGGGAAUCUUCAAGGGAGACUCUCAAAGGUGACCCAGCAUGUGUGAUUGGCUCACUGAGGCCAGGAGCAGAGCAGGACGCCUGGGCAAGAGGCCACCUCACGCCCUCCUGGGUGUGUCUGCCCAACGGGCGCCCCGUGCUAGCCAUCGUGCGACCUGGAGAGUCCGCGCUCGACACCCUGGAGACCAUCUGCAAGGCUAAUGAGUUGGAUCCCACCAAGCACUACCUGCGGCUGAAGUUCCUGAUCGAGACACAGGUGCAGUUCUACAUCCCCAAACCGGAGGAGGACGUCUACGACCUGCUCUACAAGGAGAUUGAGCUCUGCUCCAAGAUUCGGAAAGUCAUACAGUUUGAUCGGGAUGAGUCCUGCAUGAUCGGAUACGGUUUCUCCAUCUCCGUGGUGGAGGACGAGGGUGUGCAGCAGCUCUACAUCACAGAUGUCAAAGCAGGAGGCUUGGCGUUCGCUAAAGGUCUGAAUGCAGGUGAUGAGAUCCUGCAGCUCAAUGGGAAGGACUCCAGUUCUCUGACCUUCUCGGACAUGAAGGCAGCAUUCUCACAGACGUCCCUCUCGCUCACCGUGAACACGCUGCCCCUGGUGGACCGGAGGCAGCACUGCUUCCAGCCCCCUAGACGCUCAGACGCUGUCCAGCACCUCCAUACUGACAUCUUCUCUCAGAACCAGGAGGAAAUUCUGGAUGACGGGGUUGGUCUCCUCUCAGAGACGUCAGGGGACAGCCUGGACGACGACUCCGAGCUCUUUGGUGAAUACGAUGACUACGGAAAGAGCACAGAGCAGGUAGCCGCCUUCUGCCGCAGCCUUCAUGAGAUGAAUCCUUCACCGGAAGCCGUCUCCUCCUCUUCCUCCUCCUCUGGGAUGGAGUCUUCCUCGCUCACGGCGAACGCUACCACCCCUCGACAGCUCUCCGACGCGGACAAACUCCGAAAGGUCAUCUGUGAACUUGUGGAGACUGAACGCACCUAUGUCAAAGAUCUGAACUGUCUGAUUGGAAGAUAUCUAACUCCUCUGCAGAAAGAGAGUUUUCUGACCCAGGAUGAACUGGACGUAUUGUUUGGGAACCUGCCCGAAAUGGUGGAGUUUCAGGUGGAGUUCUUGCGCACGUUGGAGGACGGGACGCGGCUAGUGCCUGAUCUAGACAAGCUGGAAAGGGUGGAGCAGUUCAAGAAAAUCCUCUUCUCUCUGGGAGGCUCUUUCCUCUACUACGCAGACCGCUUUAAGAUCUACAGUGCCUUCUGCGCUAGCCACACCAAAGUGCCCAAAGUGUUGGUAAAAGCAAAGACGGACCCAGACUUCAAAGCGUUUCUUGAUGAGAGGAACCCUAAGCAUCAGCACUCGUCCACGCUGGAGUCAUACCUGAUCAAACCGAUCCAGAGGGUGCUAAAAUACCCCCUCCUCCUGCGUGAGCUCUACACACUCACCGACCCAGACAGCGAAGAGCACUACCACCUCGACGUUGCAGUGAAAGCCAUGAAUAAAGUAGCCAGCCACAUUAAUGAGAUGCAGAAGCUUCAUGAGGAGUUUGGUGCUGUGUUUGAUCAGCUCAUCGCUGACCAGACUGGAGAUAAGAAAGAGGUGGCUGACCUGUCUAUGGGAGACCUGUUACUACACACCACGGUGACCUGGCUCAAUCCUCCCUCCUCUCUGGGCAAGUGGAAGAAGGAGCCCCAGCUUGCCACCUUUGUUUUCAAGACUGCCGUGGUGUUCGUAUGUAAGGAGUUUUCCAAACAGAAGAAGAAAAUGGGUGGGUCACACCGUGCUUCUAUCUCUGGAGAGGAGAAGGACCCAUUCCGAUUCCGUCAUAUGAUCUCCACUGAUGCCCUCCAGGUCCGUGCCCUUACGGUGGCAGAUAGUGACAACGCUGCAGUUUGCGAGAUCAUCCAUGUGAAAUCCGAGUCAGAAGGAAGACCGGAGAGAGUGUUUCACCUGUGCUGCAGCUCUCCAGAGAGCAAGAAGGACUUCCUGAAGGCUGUGCAUUCCGUUCUGCGGGACAAGCAGAGGCGUCAGCUGCUGAAGACGGAGAGUCUCCCACCCAGCCAGCAGUACGUGCCGUUUGGAGGGAAGCGUCUGAGCGCUCUAAAGGGGGCUCGCCCUGCCAUGAACCGCGCAGCUUCUGCCCCCACACGCAUGUUGGGCCGUCGUAAGUUGGUGCGGAACCGUUUCACCAUCGACACGGACAUUGUGUUCGAUGCGGAUGGCGAUGCGGAUGGUGACUCGCCGGACUCCCAGCCUGCCCUGCAGCCGGGGGAUACAGACCGCUGGGUGGAGGAGCAGUUCGACCUGCAGCGCUACGAGGAGCACGAGCAGGUGAAAGAGACGGAUAUACUCAGCGAUGAGGAAGGUGAUGAAGACCACAGCCACUCAGCGCUGAGCCCCACGACGGAGCAGGAGCUGGAAGGGCCCCUCUUGGCAAUGUCACUGGGGGGAGACGCUGCUGGGAGAAAAAUGGACGAGGACGAGCAAACCAAAACUGAAGGCAGGGAAGCCACAUCCCAGCAUGCUUUGAGGCUCUCUCAUCUGGGAAAGCAGUGUGCCAUGUCUGUGGCCAGCGUGGAUGAGCAGGCAGUGCUCAGUGAUGAGGUCAUCUGGGUGCGACGGGAUGAGAACAGUCCUGACGGAGAUGCACAGGACGCGUCGCAGAGCUGAAGGCUAACUAGCGUCUUGAAGUAAAACAACUGAUUCUGGAUCAGCCACAUCGGCUGCCCCUCAGUCCUCCUAUAGGAGAACUUUUCUUGCAAAGUUCACGUAAAGCGCCACACCGCAGUUCAGAAAUGAAAAUGUUUCCCCAAGAUAAAGAUAAAUAUUCUUACCUACCAUGGUUUUAAAAUUAUGACCCACAUUUCUAAAUGUUUUCCCUUUAUUCAAGCAUCUUAUCAACCAUUGUUUUAACACACCUGAUCUCAAGAUUUUAAUUGGCUGGAAGACUUCAGCCAACUAAACUGCAAUAUGGGUCUCCAGGAAGUGGUCAGGCAUUAGGAUGAGGGAGGAUCCCAAACCCCAUUCUAUAUCAAACCUAAUGCUAUAUCCUGUGAAAUAUGAAGCAAUUGUCCUCUGGAGGGAGAAGGGAGUAAAUUUUUCAAAUGUUGUCCUUUUGAAUUCUACCCAUUAUGAACCAACCAUAAUUGCAAUUCAACCCAAUCAGAACCCAAUCAGAAUCGGAUAACAUUUGACUUUUCUGCAGGGACCUGAGGAAUGGUCUGAUCAGUGAUGUACAGGUGGCAGCAGACACACACACAAACGCACUCAAAUACUCACUCGUAUAUUGUCGGUUGCGGUGCUUACAAUCAUUUAAUUAUACAUAACGGGUUGAAGAACACAUCCAGCUGUAUGAUAUAGUGCUUUUCCACCACAGACAUCAGCAGACCAUAGAAAUCUCUCCUUCACAAGCUCGUACACUUUGGGGAACACCUUGAAGUACGACCAGGAAAAUUUAAUCAAAUAUUAUAUUUGCACAUUCCCUAUGGCAGCUAUGCCAUGCAACUCAGAAUGCCACUUGCUGGCAAAACUGAGUUUUUUUUUUCCACUUUUUGUUGUUUUAUUUGUUUAUUUCUGCAUAUUAAGCAUCUGGAAGUUGUAUUCUAAAAAGGGUCUUUAUUUAUGCCCUUCUGAAGUACACAGUGAGAAUUAGUAUGAUAAAUAUUACAUGAGUUUAAGUAAGCUAAAUAUUGUCCAAAAUGUGUACAGUGAUGUUUUCAGAGCAGCCUUUUGGGUUGUAUAUAUUUUCUUUUUUUAAGUUAAUGUUUUUAAGGAUUCAAGAUUAAAGAAUUCAGGUUAACACUUUGUACAUAGAUUAUUACAUACACUUAUGUAAAUUAAAAGUGUAGGGGUAGAACCUCAGAUGGCAUACAGUUAUUAAUCUAGUCAUGCAGCAUUUUUUGCUGUUUAACAUAAAACAUCCAUUAAAACAAAAGGGAAAAGGAGAACUAUGAUGAUGAUGAUGAUGAUGAACAUCAGUUAGUGUUUCCCAUGGUGUCUGUAGAACAAUUUGCAGCUUCAAGUUCUUAAAACAGAUGUAGCUAUCUGCUUCCAGUCCUGGAGUCCUAUCUUCUAUAUUGUUCGCUCUGGUUUAAAGCAGUCAAUUCAACUCAUCACCUGAAUAUCAAUGAGUAUAACUUUCAUGAGCCAGAGAAAAACACUAAACUCUAGUAUGGUGGCCCUUGAGUUGUCAUAAAGGCCUUCUUUACCAUAAAAACCCUACCUCCUGCACGUUUGGAGCAUCAGUGAAAGGCAGUGGAAUAUUUCUGUCUCGCUUUCACAUGCAAUAAAGGCACAGUUUUUAAAUAUGAUCAUUUUAGAAUUUCUUUUGUGCUAUUUUCUUUUAUGUUGGUUAAUGGUUUAUUUCCCCCAACGGAUCCUGUUUUACUUGAAUUUUUAAUUGUUAGCAAAGGCAAUAGUGUUGACAGUAAUUAAACGGUGUUCUUUUUUUGGUUGAUUGUAAUAGUUACUGCUCUUACCUGGUUUAAAUGCACACUCAAUGAUGCUUUUCCCCCCUCCCAAGGCUCACUUCAGUACACACCUUGAUCCAGAUGUCUGAAGCUUGUUCUCAGGGACCCAGAGCCAGUCCACAUUUUAGAUCUGUUCGAGCUAUUCAGUGACUCUUGUUUACCCAGAUCGGCUGGAGAAGACCAAAAAUAUGGGCUGGAUUGGGGUCUCUAAGGACUAUUUUUAGCCCCUGGUCAUAACCCUGUACAAUAGAUUAAUGGAGUUAUUGUUGUACUUAUUUUUCUUUCUUUUUCUACAUACUGUUUUUUUCUCAUUAUUGAAAUCCAAAUUUGCUGAAUGCAAUCAAAAGGAGCAAAUGAAAAGUGGAAAAUAUUUUAGAUGGAUUUACUGUAGAAUAAUACUUACAAAGUGUACUCAUUGUGCUACAGAGUGUUAAAUUUUAUUUUGUAAAUAGAGCUGUGUAUUAAUAUUAUAUCAAAUAAAUUUGGUUUCAUAA
Electrophorus electricus (electric eel) is the source of this 7584-nucleotide messenger RNA. Lineage: Eukaryota; Metazoa; Chordata; Actinopteri; Gymnotiformes; Gymnotidae. The record is from RefSeq and is a predicted model, not a curated record.